AAUUUGGUGAUGACUUUCCCACUUGAGACUGGAGGAAGAGAUUUGCCGAAUUUCAAGACACCUGUUUAUGAGUGACAUUUAAGGUCUACUAUGUAGACCACUUCCAGAGACUUCUAAGUUGGUGCAAGAGCUAACUUGAAUAUGCAUGCAUACUACAGAUUACCUUAAUAUAUGUUUUAAAGUUUUCUUUGAAAUUUUCAAAACAAAAUCCAUGCAGUUCGAAAAAAGCAGUACAUCUAAAAUUUGAAUCAAGUUGCAGUGAGGUCAGAAAGUUAAACAAGAACUGCAAAAAAUGUGGAGUGGACUCAAAGUCUGGACGACAGAACUACUUCACAUAGAUGACAUUCCCCACCACUAUCGCGAACACUGUAUCGUACACGGAUACCGUAAACCGAAAAGUUCUGCAACAGAUUGUGUCCUCAGCCUCUUCCAACUGACCAACGAGACACUCAAUUUCUGGACCCACUUUCUUCCAUUCUGGUACUUUAUUUGGCGACUGGUCGCUGUUUCGUACGAUUUCGAUUUCUGGGUUGACCCGUAUACAUGGCCACUUCUCGUCUUCAUGUUGUCGUGCUGUGCGUAUCCGAUCACCAGUAGUAUGGCACACUGUUUUAACUGUAUGUCUGACCGAGCGCAGCAUAUCUCGUAUUUCAUGGACUACGGCGCGCUCAGCCUCUACAGUCUCGGAUCGGGCAUCGCGUAUCACGCGUAUGUCUUCCCGGACGCUUUUGUAGGCUCGUGGUUCGACGAUGUGUUCUUGAGAGUUGCGGCGGGCUUGGCGGUGGGCUGUACGCUGCUGUCGUGUACGUCACGGUUCGAGGAUCGCCCGAAGAUGAGGAAAGCGAUGAGACUUCUGUCCUUCUCUCUACCGUACUUCUUCAACAGCAUUCCACUCUGCUACAGGGUGUUCCUGUGCCAUGGGGAGGGGUGCAGUCACAACGAGGCAGUGAUCAUCUACUACUGGAUGUUAUUCUUCUCUUUCCUGACUCCAUUCCUGUACGCUACACACAUCCCUGAAGUCCUCGCACCAGGAAAGUUUGACAUCAUCGGGCACAGUCACCAACUCUUCCACGUGACGGGGAUCAUCGCGACCAACUUCCAGAUCUCCGGCGUUCUGACCGAUCUCCAGGCGCGCCGCGAAUUCCUCGACACCGUGCGACCACAGCCCGUGGAAUUCUGGGACAACAUCGGCCUCAUGUCACUGGUCCUGGCGAAAAACCUUCUGAUCAUUCUUUUCUUCACUCUAUCUCUCUAUCUGGAGAAGCCAACAUGGCUGAAAGUCAGAGGUCAGGGGUUGAAGAGCAAAGGUGAUUGAACCCUGGAGGUCAGGGUGAAGGAGACCUAUCAGUCAUUAUCAUGACAUGAUAUUUUAAAGGAUUACCAUAAUUCUUCUGAAGUGCUAAAUGUGAAAACAAACAUAUUGCUUUUAUAAUUUAUAACUUGCUAGAAUUAUACUACAAACAGGGCAAUGUUGCAAACAAGCUUUUUUCUAAAAAAAAAUUAGUCUAUCAAUUUUAUGUAAAUUUAUCGAAGCCAGUAAUGUGCAUUAAUUUUCUAAUGUUGAUAAUUUUAAAAUGCAAUGAAACAUUCAACUUUAAUACUCCCAAUAUUAUGAUAUAUAAUAUUGACAAUUGUUGCUUUAUAUAUGAUAAAUAAAAAUUACUAGAUACAUUAGCCAUGGCAGUGCCUUACAUGAAAAGCCAGUUUAAGUUUAAAUAUGCUUGUUUGUGCCUUCUAUUUGGUAGACUGCUUUAUACAGAGAUUAUAUAAAUGACAGUCACAUGUCAGAAAUGUACAUCACUGCGAAACUUUUGACUGAGUCAAAUGGAAGUGAGAGCCCUUCAGUCAUCUUGAGCCGGUCGUGUGAGUGGCAAAAGAGUCAAACUCCAGACCAGUCAGGGUCACCAUCCACUGGACUAUGCACACUUAAAUUCAGUGUGCAUGUAGAAUGUGCUGCACAGUACAUGGAAGAGUUGUGCAAUUUACAUAGCAAGACAUGUUUAGAAUAUUAUUCUGAUUGAAAUUCCAGUACCAUAAAUUUCUCCAAUCAAUGAUCAUUAUGGAGAAGAAUUUGCUGGUAAAAAGAAAUGCGUAAACUAUGUAAGUAACUAUCUGUGCCUUAGAGCAUUGUGCAUUAUGCUGUUUAUAUGUACAUGUAUAUGUAUAUGUAUAUGUAUAUGUUACGUACUACAAGAAGAUGUGUCCUGUGCUUAGGAACUGAACUAUUGGGCAUCUUUUGUUUUAUUAGGAGAAGGCAGCUUUUGUUUUAUGAAAUUGUUGCAGUGGCCAAACUGAUAUUAUAUUUUUAUAGCUGUAGUUAACCUCCCUUCCAAAAGACCCUUUAAACUGCUUUAAACAUUUUAGAAGUAUAUAUUUUAGAUAUUGAUGAUGAACAGGGACUAAAUGGAUUGCUGCUUGAAGUAUAUAUAUAUUUUGCAACUACUUGUAUAAAUGCAAUAUCUUUGUACUAGCCUUUACAUGAAUAAUACAAUGUAUGGUAGGAAGAAUGUUUUAUAUUGGCAUAACUAUAUAGGAACGUGCAUAUUGUAGUCAUAAUAGUGAUGCUGAGACACAUCACUUAGUUGGCACGGUCUAUUCCAUUUACAAAGUUUUAGAGUGGAUAUUAAGUUGAUGAUUUUUAAGAAGAAAAGCUGUGUCAAAAUUUCGUAGAAAACUGUAGCUAAAAGUGUGAACUGUGUUUUUACUGCACUAAAAUGUGCUUCCCCCAUUAACUUUUAAUUUUUAUGACUACCAGCCAGCGAGCUUUAUUUCAUUUAAAAG
Molecule: messenger RNA, 2781 nt
Organism: Branchiostoma belcheri (Belcher's lancelet)
Lineage: Eukaryota; Metazoa; Chordata; Leptocardii; Amphioxiformes; Branchiostomatidae
Product: membrane progestin receptor gamma-B-like
Exons: 3
Coding region: 293-1315 (340 amino acids)
Cellular component (GO): membrane
Molecular function (GO): signaling receptor activity
Source: RefSeq, a predicted model, not a curated record